AUGCCGAUCCUCGACCGUUGCUGGAACCCCUUGAUGAUGUAUCAUUUCACGAAUGUACGCUUCGGAAGCUUUUAUUGUGCCGUGUAUACUAUGGUCAUCCAUAUACUAUUCAUAUUCUACGCAAUCUACGCGAUUCAAGGAGGACGGACGGAAUGGUUCUUCUCCCCGUAUUUCGAGUACUCACAGAGAGGAACUGAGCGAGCCGCAUCCCUGACCAUUGUUCUAUGUCUCAUCUUUCUCAUGUUCACAUACAUGCUCUGGAAGGGUAUUAAGAGAGACAAUCGAUGUAUGUAUGUCCCAUGGAUGUCAGCGAUGACCAUCGAAAUUCUCCUCAUGAUUGGCGUCGGACUGUGGUUCAUCGUUAGAUAUUAUCGAAAUCUUUUUUCCGUCUUAGCCGCUAUUUUGCUCUGGACCAUCGAUGGUUUCCAUGUGUAUUGCCUCCUUAUAGUGCUGUCUCAGUACCAAAUCGUGCGAGAUCUUCAGGAGCCGAAGUUUGAGUUCCUCUACCCUUGA
This is a messenger RNA of Galendromus occidentalis (western predatory mite), 513 nucleotides long. RefSeq lists its product as uncharacterized. Gene Ontology annotation, cellular component: plasma membrane. Bases 1 to 513 code for a protein of 170 amino acids. Lineage: Eukaryota; Metazoa; Arthropoda; Arachnida; Mesostigmata; Phytoseiidae. Gene Ontology annotation, biological process: establishment of glial blood-brain barrier; septate junction assembly; regulation of tube length, open tracheal system. The transcript has 4 exons. The record is from RefSeq and is a predicted model, not a curated record.